AUGACCAAAUCUUCAAAUAGAGGAGCCAAUGUAGCUGUGCGAAACAAAGCAGUAGAAGCAACUCCUUUACAAUUACCGAGUGACAAAGCAAAGAAUCAAAGGAUGCCUAAGAAUGAAAACAAAUCGGCUCUUGUAUGUCAGCCUACACAAGCUCCAAGCCCUGAAAGUUCUGGAAAACGAGAUGAGCUCAAAAAAGCUGUUCGUUAUGCCGCACUGAACGAAUUGCUCUUGCAGGAUACUGGAGCAGAUCAAACAAAGCCAAGUGGAGAAGGGAAGAGAGUAAGAAAAAGGAUGUCACUGUUGGCUCGAUUGAGACCGUCACGUAUGUUAAUGGGUGGACCAAAAGAGAAAGCUAAAGCAGCUGACACAAGAAAAGAAUCCAAUCAACAAGUCGGUAACGAUAAAGAAGAAGUUAGAAAGCGGUGUUCAAUGGGCGGCAAGAUUUCUGCAGAAGAGGAAUCAGAUACUUUAAAAGGCGUAACAAGUAUAGACAAUGAAGAGGAGAAAUCAAAAAAUGCGAAGUUGGCGGUUAUGCCGCAGGCUGAAGCUCAAGCUUGCCUUGUUAAGUGA
Messenger RNA from Strongylus vulgaris, 570 nucleotides. The record is from the annotation of a GenBank genome assembly. Lineage: Eukaryota; Metazoa; Nematoda; Chromadorea; Rhabditida; Strongylidae.